Molecule: messenger RNA, 2782 nt
Organism: Vitis riparia (riverbank grape)
Lineage: Eukaryota; Viridiplantae; Streptophyta; Magnoliopsida; Vitales; Vitaceae
Exons: 4
Coding region: 104-1486 (460 amino acids)
Source: RefSeq, a predicted model, not a curated record
UUAUGAGAGAAUGAAUAGAGAAAAAUGAUUAGUUUUGGAUUCGUGGGCAUGAGCAGGGAGGGUGUGUGAUUGGGUUGAAAGCAAGUGUGGAAAUAUAGGAGGGAUGGAAGAGAUGGAGUUGAUUGAAGAAGCGAAGAAGAGAUGCACAAGGGUGAUGGAGAGAGUAGAAAGGCUGGAUACCUCCAAAAUCACAGCUUCCUGCAAGGGCACUCUCCUCAAAUUGGCCGGCUCUGAGCUUAAUUUCCUCUCCUCUACUCAUCUCCACCAAUCCCUCCCCCUCAGUGUCAACAUUGGUCAUCUGGAGGCUGUGGUUCACAUUCUUGAGCAGCCUUUCAUCACCGGAGUGUCGCGGGUCUGCAAGCCGUUUCCCCUCUCACCCACAAUUGGAAAUGGUGAGAAAAGUGAUUGUGGUGCUGCAAAGGGUGUCUAUCUUGAUAUAGUGUGCACUCUCAAUAGAAACCCAGUUUGGUUUAUUGUGUCUGAUAGGAAUCCGAAGUAUGUUUCUUGGGAUGAGUGUUCUGGUAAUAAGGGGUUAAGAACCCGAAUCCAACAAGUCCUUGAUGCAGCCCGGUCCUCACUCACAUUGAAGCCUUCAUCUGUAAUUCUUUUCUUCUCUAAUGGUCUUGACCAAUGUGUUUGUGAGAAGCUUCAAGGUGAAUUUGGGGCCUAUGAGUGUGCAGUAGAGUUUCCUGAUUGUAGUUUUGAUUUUUUGGAGGAACCAGAAAGUGAGUGGAUAAAUGUAUUUGCCAGAUCAUAUCGAGGGGCAUGCAUCCUUGAAAUAAAGGUUGAUCAUGUCAGCCCCUCUGUAUUAGUCUAUGACGUCAAGGACUCACCCCCAGAUGCUGUUGGAACACAGAUCCCUGAGAAGCACAUUGAUAUAAGCUUGGGUGCUUCUUUCUCUUCUCUCAUUUCGGGAAUGAAAUUUUGCUGCUUGCAUGCAGAAGGAGUGGAGACCCUUUUAGGUCAAGAUGAUCUGAUCAAUUUUGACACAACUGCUUUGAUUGCUGUUGUAUCGGGAAUCAGUAAUGGUGGUACUGAGAAACUUCUGGCUGCACCAGAGACUGAAAUGAGGCUGCGCUUUAAGGGCAACUAUAAAUUUGUUAUUGCACAGGUGUUGUCGGAAAUUCAGAAUCCAAUACAUGUGGAACUGUCUGGGUUAACAUCUGGAAAAAGAGGUAUCAUAUGUGAAACUGUUCAUUCAGAGUUCAAAGAGCUGGUAUCAAUGUGUGGAGGGCCCAAUGAAAAGUUGAGAGCUGAUCAAUUACUGAAGUGCCUCAUGGUUGUGCCUGAUAGUCCUUCAGCACGCAUGAUGGGCCUCCCGACCACAAGAAAGCUAGCAUUGAAGAACAAGGUUGUUUUUGGCACUGGAGAUUACUGGCAUGCCCCAACUUUAACAGCAAACAUGGCAUUUGUGAGAGCCAUUUCGCAGACUGGGAUGUCUCUGUUUACCAUUGAGCAUAGACCACGGGCUUUAACUGGCAAUUAGUGACUUAUAUGUACAAACCACACAUGCUUUCAUGGAGAGCCCCUAUUGUCCAUAGAAGCAUUUGAUUGUCAAAUUGGCAGUCAAUUGUCGGUUUUGCAUUUGCAGAUAAGUUGUUAAACCAUCCUUUGCUGUUCACGAUUUUGCUGAGCAGGUUAGCCUUGUGUAAAGGGUUUGAGCUAUUAUGACCUGUUUCCCACUUCUUUCGGCUUUACCUAAAAUGCCUUAAAGCUACCACGGGUUGUUGACCCAUCUUUGGUACAGAAAAGGUAUGUUGCAUAUACUGCAAUUCUGUUUUGCUACAAUAUUUAACUUUAUUCUCAUACAGGAAAAGAAAUUUGAUGUCUACACAAGCUUAGGAGGCAGUGCAAGCUACGAUAAAGAACAGAGCUUCCAUCUAAAGAAUGGGAGUAUAGUGAGAUAGAUCUAGAGUUUUAGUCUAAACCUACAGUCACUUGCUCUGAUGCUGAUCAGGUUAUUAGCACUUAAGCUAUCUACCACCAACAAGCAUUCUACCAAGAAUCGCACUUUCUUCAACUUCAACUUUCCCAGCUUGAUUGCCACUGGCACAUCAACCUUAAGAUCCAAGGGUAUGCGUCUCUUCUGUUGUUGCUCCUGCAAUGCUGUCAUCAAAGUGCUCCCAUAUUGUGUUUGCCCGGUUAAUACCACGUUGAGCACAGUGGUGUUCUGGUGGCCCUGGUAGAAUUUUGGCAGUGACCCAUGACACAGCUUGGUGUUUGUAUACCAAACACUCAGUUUACCCCCUUUCUCGUAGUAAAUACCAAUUUUCUUGUUUGGGUUAUUGGCCUUGAUCUUCAUGUCGAAUUUAGCAUACAGGGUCAUGUCAUAGUUGAGUUGGAAGUCUGUUAUUCUCAGGCUAUCAACUGAAUACUUGGGAAGUUUUGGCUGGAAGACAAGGUAAAGAACACCAGCUAUGGCUCCAACAAUAACCAACAGCAGGACAAGGAGGCUGAUUGUCCAACACAUGCAUUUGCAGCAGCAGCUUCUCUUUGGUGGUUUUGAGUGGAUGACUGGAAUGGUACGCUGCAAUGGAGGAUCUGGAGGAUGCUGAAAUGGGUCACCUUUUUCUGAUCUAAAUGAGCCACGAGGGACUAGAGGCUCUGUCGGCGGUGCUUCUGGGUCCACAACCGGAUGAAUUUUCUGAUGAUCCGCCAUUAGCAUGUCUAUACCUGCAGUGACUCUUAUGCAAUGGAACGCAGUUGUAGCACCUUUUCUCAAUUUUGGAAUGGAGUGAACUUCAUCUAAAAGGCUUUGGUAAUGUGUUGAUGGCAUUAUAUA